AUGGAGGAAGAGACCAUAGCUCGCGUUCAAAAGGCCUGUAUCUCAGAGGAAGGCGAUGCAGAAUCUAGCUCGGUCGAGGGUCCACGACCUGGUCGUCGCCUUGUCGAGAUCGGAACUUCCAAGGCUCCUAAAGUAGUUGGAUCCUUUCCUCCCGGAGCCCGAUAUAGCCACGGGCGGUCUCAAUGUGGCCCUCUUUGGAUGGGGGUCGAAGAGGAUCCCGACUCUUUCGGUCUAUCGAUCUUGACCCUGGAGAGGAGGGACCCUCCAGGACCCGGUCUAGGUCAUCACAUAAAAUAG
Messenger RNA from Arabis nemorensis, 297 nucleotides. The record is from the annotation of a GenBank genome assembly. NCBI's taxonomy places the organism in Eukaryota, Viridiplantae, Streptophyta, Magnoliopsida, Brassicales, Brassicaceae.